UGAUUGUGAUGAUUGAGCAGGCGUUGCGCGUGUUGUAUUGAAGAGACGGGACACAGUGAGGAAUACACGGGGAGAUUGGGCAUACUGAGGCGACAACGCAAUACCGGAGGCGAAGUGAGGAGAAGCACGCGACCGCGACAACACGCCUCCCAACCCAACGCCGACACACCUCCACCAUGCGCAUGCACGCGGCGGUCUUUGACCACAUACGAUAGCCAGGCGCGAUCGCGAUGGCGCCCUAUCCGCACAACAACUUCUACGAUCCGGUGGGGAGUCAGUCUCAUCAGCCCUCAGGCUACACAUACGCAAACACCAACUCGCAAUACCCCAGCCAGAAUACGGCGUACCAGAGCAGCGCUUACUCCCAAAAUUACGGCACGAGCUAUGAUAAUCAGUAUGCGGGUGCAGCUCAACAGCAGCAGCAGCAGCAGCAACCGUCUGCGAGCAGUUCAAAUGUGGCAGCCACGGGACUGAGCUCAUUAGGCAACCAAGGCUACUCGCAGCCUGUGUCAAGCGCCACUUCUCGCAGCAAUGUGGCAUACGACACUUCCAAUUCAACGUGGGCACAAAACUACGCGUCCAAUGCAUAUCAAUCGACGAAUCGAUCGCAGGCCAAUCAGUCGCCGAUCUAUGCCACUCAGUCCACGGGCAGCACAUUUGGUCGAUUGAGCUUGCCAGACCAGACUCAGACCAACACAUAUGGUGCAUCUCAGAAUUAUCAGACCACUUCCUCAACGCCUACUGCGCAAAGCAGCAGCGCUAGCCGUUCCUAUCGUAAUGCGCCUAACAGCGCGGGCUACAAGAACAGCUACCAGCCACAGCAAGACCAGCAGGCGCAGCAGCCUCCACCCCGUUAUGCGAGUCCUCUUCAUGCGAUGCAGGCCCAGCAACACCAGCAGCAGCAACAGCCAAGCCACAACAAGCAGCCAUCACGAACUUCCAACCACGCGCACCCGUCGCCACGAGUAGCAGCACAAAAUCUGCAACAGCAGCGUCAGAGUACUUCAGUCGAGCCGAUGCCUACCACAGUCGAUCCCUCACAGGUCUAUGAUAUCCGCGCGGAGCGAGAGAAAGCAGCUCGGAUCGAGGCCGAGAAGCGCCGGAAGUACGAAGCCGAGCAGGCAGCUAAAAAGGCCGAAGAAGAUGCGAGACAAGCCGAAGAGGAUGCGCGGAAAGCGGAAGAAGAGAGAAUUGCAGCCGAGGCGCGUAAGGCAGAAGAAGACGCGAGAAAGGCAAGUGAAGCGGAAGCCAAGAAGAAAGCUACAGCAGAACGAAAGAAGGAAGCCAGAAGAAAAGCGAAGGAGGAAAAGCAGAGUAAGACCGCUGCUACUGCUUUGCAGCAGAUGGCCUCAGGUAGUGGUGGCGGUAGCAUGAUGGAUAUGAUGGGCAAUAUGAUGGGCAACAUGUCUGGCCCGCCAGCCAAUGACGAGGAGGCAGAGAUGCGCGCCAUGUUCAAGAAGAUGCGCGAAUUCAAUCAAAAGAAUCCUGCCAUGCUUGCAAAACUAUGGGAGGAAGAGCGCAAACAGCAUGCUGCACAAGCGUCGCCUGGACCAUCUCAGCCUACACAGCCAGCACCAACUGUGACACCACAACCGGCUGCUCAAAAGUUGACCAAAACGCAGCAGAAAGCGCUAAUCUCUGUCGCUGCUCCGCCUGUGCAGCCAUCAGUCAAAACCGCCAAUCGACCCGCGCAACCUUCGCCUACGACCCCCGGUACCGCAGGCACAUCACUUUGGCCUCCGCAGAAGAAAGGCACCCUUGCUGAAGCUGCCGCCAAAUGGUUAUCUGAGCUACCAGCCAACCAAAGCAACGGGAGAGUGGUGAGUCGCGAGCAAAUCUUGAAAAUCCUCGACGCGAAUCCAUCAUAUGUGCAGCUGUGUGAGGCCAUCGAGCGGACUGGCAUUUACUUCGAACGAUCAGCACUGGCCAAAGAGCUUCUCAAAGCUGUACCUGACGGAUUGAGAGGUGGUCAAAACAGUGUUAAGGCAGGCGCGAAUGCAGCCCCUUCGGUGGCAGCAGGCAGUAACGGAGCCAAUGCUAAUGGCACGCCUGCAACUGCGCCGUCGAAAAGGAAAGGCAGGCCGAAGAAGGACGAGCCUGGGCGUUAUUCACUGCCUGGAGGGAGAGGCUCCACAAGUGGUGGCACCGUUUCCUAUUCGGCGCCCACCUUCACAUCGCUCACGGACGCAGCGAGAGCAGUGAACGCUAUGAACACGUCGGGUGGCAUGUUUCCGGGCACCGUGUCCGACUCUCUAACCAAUGCAUAUAUUCCGGCUACUCAAGAUCCGACAUUUUACGACUUCACGCCAAUGAUGAUUGAUGAUGAUCCGCAGCCAUCUAUGUCACAGCCACCUGAGAUCAAGCCAGAAGAAAAGCCAAAAGAGCCGCCGCCUCCUCCCAAGGACAAGGAAGAAGCCGCACGGAAGCGUGGGUUCGGCGAUCUUGUUGAUUUGACAGCUGGCGAUUCUGAUGAUGAAGAGCCUCCUCGCAAGAUUGUCGUUCCCUUCAGCGGACCUGGCAACGGAGUCAAAACAGUACCGUCGAAUGAUGGGCUUAGGCAGCCUGUAUCGUAUCAACAGUUCAUACAAAACAAGGCACAUCCACCACGGCCGCCGUCCUUUGGACCUGCCUUCGGCUUCGGUCAGCCUGGGUCCAAUUUCUCUGCGCCUAAUAAUCGCAGACCUACGUUCCCUCAGCAAACAUGGAAUGGUCCAAAAACGCAAUCGCCAGCGCCCCCGGCGCCGGGACCACAGCAAGUGCGUUCGAAGGGUCCGUCGGAAGAGUCCAAGCAAGCUGAGAGGAUCCGGGGGAGGAUGCUUGUUGAGCCUAUUAUGAGGGAUCGCGUGGCUCGCAAGUCCAAAUACGAUAGUCGGACAAUCGCUCGGGACGUACUGCUGGCUACAGGCCGUCAUCCAGACAUGCGCGCUCUCAAUGCACAUCUCAAUGUCAUGCAGAAGUUGCUCGGCGACCAUGGAGGCGUAGUUGAUGGCGGGGACAGAGGUAACAAGAGUGAUCUGUCGACGAUCCGCUGGGACCUUAUUGACCCAGGCGAUCCAACGGAAGAAGCAAAGACCAAGGCAAAGUCAGCUUCCAACCGCGAAGAAGACGUGGAAGAUGGAGAUGGCGACUCUGCUUCUUCAAAACGAAAGCCUUCGCAAGGGCUCGAGCCUCGGGAUCGAUUGCCGAACCCUAAGAAGCCUGUCGGUCGGCCACCCAAAAACGCCGACCGCGAUCGCGGCUCUGCAGUUCGCGACGCGUCGCCAGUAACCAUUUCCGCCAACGAACAUUCAGAACUCACAUCCGACUUGUCGCCUCGUGUAUCACGUGCCACUCCUGUCGCUAGACGCGGCUCUGUCGCGUCCAACUACACACCAAAAACCGGCACCAGCGGUCGCAGAAAGCCAUCAGGCAUGUCUGUGGCAACUCCUACGCAGCCGACUGGCACACCAGUCGGGUAUGCUGCCUUCCGCCAGGUUGAUGAGAAUGGCAAUCCGAUCAAAAAGAAAGGACGACCCGUUGGUUGGCGCAAGAACAUCCACUCGCGAGAAGCUCAAGGUCUCACGCCAAAGAAAAUCGCAUCAAGUGAGCCGAAGACUACCUCGAAGCUGAGGCAGUCAACUGGCACCCGAGAGUCUUCUGAGGUCAUCGUCGAGCCGCAUUAUCAAGUCUUCCCGUGCCAAUGGAAGAAUUGUAAUGCAGAGCUCGACAACCUUGAAAAGCUCAAGAAACACACGCUCAAGCUCCACGGCGAGGCCAAUGACGAGGGCGACUUCGAGUGUCAGUGGCAGAAUUGCGGGAAUGGUGUGCAUAUUGACGCUCACGGCAACGAACGCCCUGGAGAUGCUGGUAUUUCGAGCUUCGAAACACUGGAUCAUUGGUUCAAACACAUUAACAAGACCCAUCUCCAUGAGAUCGCCUGGAAAUUGGGAGACGGGCCCCGAGGGGGCAGCGUUUCAGAAAUCCGCAGUGAUAGUGCAGCAUAUUUGAGCGAUGCCUCAGGAAGAAGCGUUACGCCUCUGAUACUAACACCACAGGAGCUCGCACAGCAGAAGGUGGAAGCGGAAGUUGGAGGUGGGGCCGAGGACGAAGUGAUGGAAGAUGUGCGAGCAAGCACGUCAAUGGCUCCGCCUAAGCUCAAGCGAAAGCCCGGUAGGCCUUCGAAGAUUCAAGAAGCUUUUGGCUUGCAGACCAUGAGUCUAGACAAAAAUGAGCGAGAAGCAGCCACAGAGCUGAAGAAGCUCGAAGAUCAGAAGCGGCGCGAGGGAGUGACGAUGGGUUUGGAGGGCAGUCGGCUGGUAAAUGCCAAACGAAGACGUGGGUUCUUGGACGACGAAGACUUCGAGGAUGUGAUCGAGGACAGCGAGCCAAGCUUGUGA
Molecule: messenger RNA, 4376 nt
Organism: Cercospora beticola
Lineage: Eukaryota; Fungi; Ascomycota; Dothideomycetes; Mycosphaerellales; Mycosphaerellaceae
Cellular component (GO): RSC-type complex
Molecular function (GO): DNA binding
Source: RefSeq, a predicted model, not a curated record